GCGGAGUCUCUCUCUGUCCCCCAGGCUGGAGUGCCAUGACGUGAUCUCAGCUCACUGCAGCCUCCGCCUCCCUGGUUCAAGCAAUUCUCCUGCCUCAGCCUCCCAAGUAGCUGGGAUUACAGGCGCCUGCCACCACGCCUGGCUAAUUUUUGUAUUUUUAAUAGAGACGAGGUUUCCCCAUGUUGGCCAGGCUGGUCUCAAACUCCUGACCUAGGUGAUCUGCCCACCUCAGCCUCCCAAAGUGCUGGGAUUACAGGCGUGAGCCACCACGCCCGGCCUUACCUUUUCAUUAUGUAAAUACACACCCAGAAGGAGGCCUGUCUGAGCUGCACAGGACUCUGGUCUGCACCUGAGCAUCUCCCUUUCACUUCUGGAGUGCUUGAAGAGAUCUAGACAAGACCACUUUCUUUGUGGUUUCUUGACUUGCCCACACCCCCUAGGAACUUCCUCUCUCUGAGAGUGAAUAGAGUUUGUCCUUAGAUAGCACUUGCCCGAGGAAGCAGCCAGAAGUAAGAUUUGCUAUCAGUUACUAGGGAAAUGAUUGCUGUUGGAGCUGGCCAAUUAAUCAGCAGGACAGAAAGUUCUUGGACAAACUAGGACAGGCCCCAGCCAUCCCUAAGGCAUAUCAAAAACAAGGGGAGAAUUGGGAGUCUUAUUCACAUUUCCAUCUCUAGUGGCUUGGCCUAGCAUAGUACCUGGUACCACAUUAUUGUUUAAUUAAUAGUUCCUGAAUAUAUUAAUGAAUUAGCAUAACAUGAAACUCUGAAUGUGGUCAUGUUGGGUCAGAACUGUGGUGCGUUAAAGGCAGGAUUCAUCUACUUAUUCAUUCAUCACUUACUGAACUCCUCCUACCAUAAUUCAGCUUUAGUUAGGAAAGUGAUUCACAAUAUUGGUUGCAUUGGAAGCAUCUGGAGAGUUUUAAAAAUCCAGGCCAGGCACAGUGGCUCAUGCCUGUAAUCCUAGUGCUUUAGGAGGCCAAGGCAGAAUUGCUUGAGGGCAGGAGUUCAAGGUCACAGUGAGCUGUGCUCAUGCCACUGCACUCCAGCCUGGGCAACAGAACGAGAACCUGUCUCUAACAAAAUUUUUUUCUUUUAAUCCUGAAACCCAGAUACACCCCAGACCAAUUACAUCAGAAUCAAAUCCAGGAGUGGCAGUAUUGGAGUGUUACAGGGAGACAUACAGGAUUUAAGAAGCCCAUCAUGGAGAAGACCUUCAAUUACAGAGGUAAAAAGUUUUUCUUGUGAACAAGUUACACUAGAUGGAAGAUAACAGACUGAGGAGUGAGCUGCUUCUGACUCGAUUAAAAAGGGAGUGAGCCAUAACUGGCGGCUGCUCUUGCGCCAAUGAGCCUCCCCAAUUCCUCCUGCCUCUUAGAAGACAAGAUGUGUGAGAGCAACAAGACCACUAUGGCCAGCCCCCAGCUGAUGCCCCUGGUGGUGGUCCUGAGCACUAUCUGCUUGGUCACAGUAGGGCUCAACCUGCUGGUGCUGUAUGCUGUACGGAGUGAGCGGAAGCUCCACACUGUGGGGAACCUGUACAUCGUCAGCCUCUCGGUGGCGGACCUGAUCGUGGGUGCCGUCGUCAUGCCUAUGAACAUCCUCUACCUGCUCAUGUCCAAGUGGUCACUGGGCCGUCCUCUCUGCCUCUUUUGGCUUUCCAUGGACUAUGUGGCCAGUACAGCGUCCAUUUUCAGCGUCUUCAUCCUGUGCAUUGAUCGCUACCGCUCUGUCCAGCAGCCCCUCAGGUACCUUAAGUAUCGUACCAAGACCCGAGCCUCGGCCACCAUUUUGGGGGCCUGGUUUCUCUCUUUUCUGUGGGUUAUUCCCAUUCUAGGCUGGAAUCACUUCAUGCAGCAGACCUCGGUGCGCCGAGAGGACAAGUGUGAGACAGACUUCUAUGAUGUCACCUGGUUCAAGGUCAUGACUGCCAUCAUCAACUUCUACCUGCCCACCUUGCUCAUGCUCUGGUUCUAUGCCAAGAUCUACAAGGCCGUACGACAACACUGCCAGCACCGGGAGCUCAUCAAUGGGUCCCUCCCUUCCUUCUCAGAAAUUAAGCUGAGGCCAGAGAACCCCAAGGGGGAUGCCAAGAAACCAGGGAAGGAGUCUCCCUGGGAGGUUCUGAAAAGGAAGCCAAAAGAUGCUGGUGGUGGAUCUGUCUUGAAGUCACCAUCCCAAACCCCCAAGGAGAUGAAAUCCCCAGUUGUCUUCAGCCAAGAGGAUGAUAGAGAAGUAGACAAACUCCACUGCUUUCCACUUGAUAUUGUGCACAUGCAGACUGCGGCAGAGGGGAGUAGCAGGGACUAUGUAGCCGUCAACCAGAGCCAUGGCCAGCUCAAGACAGAUGAGCAGGGCCUGAACACACAUGGGGCCAGCGAGAUAUCAGAGGAUCAGAUGUUAGGUGAUAGCCAAUCCUUCUCUCGAACAGACUCAGAUACCACCACAGAGACAGCAUCAGGCAAAGGCAAAUUGAGGAGUGGGUCUAACACAGGCCUGGGUUACAUCAAGUUUACUUGGAAGAGGCUCCGCUCGCAUUCAAGACAGUAUGUAUCUGGGUUGCACAUGAACCGCGAAAGGAAGGCCGCCAAACAGUUGGGUUUUAUCAUGGCAGCCUUCAUCCUCUGCUGGAUCCCUUAUUUCAUCUUCUUCAUGGUCAUUGCCUUCUGCAAGAACUGUUGCAAUGAACAUUUGCACAUGUUCACCAUCUGGCUGGGCUACAUCAACUCCACACUGAACCCCCUCAUCUAUCCCCUGUGCAAUGAGAACUUCAAGAAGACAUUCAAGAGAAUUCUGCAUAUUCGCUCCUAAGGGAGGCUCUGAGGGGAUGCAACAAAAUGAUCCUUAUGAUGUCCAACAAGGAAAUAGAGGACGAAGGCCUGUGUGUUGCCAGGCAGGCACCUGGGCUUUCUGGAAUCCAAACCACAGUCUUAGGGGCUCGGUAGUUUGGAAAGUUCUUAGGCACCAUAGAAGAACAGCAGAUGGCGGUGAUCAGCAGAGAGAUUGAACUUUGAGGAGGAAGCAGAAUCUUUGCAAGAAAGUCAGACCUGUUUCUCGUAACUGGGUUCAAAAAGAAAAAAAUAAUAAAAAUAAAAGAGAGAGAGAAUCAGACCUGGGUGGAACUCUCCUGCUCCUCAGGAACUAUGGGAGCCUCAGACUCAUUGUAAUUCAAGCUUUCCGAGUCAAGUGAUUGACAACUGAAGGGACACGUGGCUAGGGUUCCACUGGAGAAUUGAAAAGGACUCUUGAGCCCUCCUGGAAUGGAGCUGUAUAACUGUGCAGAGACUAUCCAUGCGAAUAGUUGCUGUCCCCUUCCAGGGGUCACCUUGAGAGGCAUGACAGCUGUUCCACAGGGGCUACCGCUUCUCAGAAAACUUCUCUUCUGAGCCUCUUUUACAGCUUUCUCCAGAACCAGUGUCUGAACCACCCUGGAAAUUCUGCCUUAUUAUUUCUUACUCAAACAUGUUUAGAGUGGAUAGAAAAUUAUGCAGCUUGCACACCCAUUGUCUUUAACCCCAGAUUUCCUUUGGCUAUUAAAAAAGUGGUGGCAAAAGGCAUCCUCGAAAGAGAAAUGAAAUAUUUUUGAAUGGUUGCACGUUAAAAAUUAAAAGAAGGAAUGGGGUCAGAAUGCCAUAUUUUUGAGGGCUGUACUAGGUUUAUCUCAUUUAAGCCCCACAAAACCCCACAGGAGGGUAAUUUUCUAACUCUAGUUUGCAGAGGAGCAAAUUGAGGUUCAGCAAGGUGAGAGAGGUACCCAAGGUCACACAGCUAGUUAUGUGAGAAAGUUAGAGUACAAAUCCUCUGGGGUUUCAGCUUAUUGUAGCGUAUUUUCUCCGAAAGGCAAAAAUGUGCCCUUUUGGCCGGGCAUGGUAGCUCAAGCCUAUAAUCCCAGCAUGUUGGGAGGCCGAGGUGGGCAGAUCAUUUGAGGCUGGGAGUUCAAGACCAGUCUGGCCAAUAUGGAGAAACCUUGUCUCUACUAAAAACACAAAAAUUAUCUGGGCAUGGUGGGGCAUGCCUGUAGUCCCAGUUACUUGGGAGGCCGAGGCACGAGAAUCGCUUGAACCCGGGAGGUGGAGGUUGCAGUGAGCCAAGAUCACGCCACUGCACUUCAGCCUGGGCAACAGAGCAAGAGUCUGUCUCAAAAAAAAAAAAAAUACAAUAUUUUAACAAUGUGCCCUCUUAAGUGUGCACAGAUACACAUACACGGUAUUCCCAAGAGUGGUGGCAGCUCAAAAUAAUAUGUUGAGUAGACGAACAGCUGACAUGGAGUUCCCGUGCACCUAUGGAAGGGGAUGCUUUGAAGGAACCAAGUGCAUUUUUAUCUAUGAGUUCUGUUGUGUUUGUCAAAAAGUCAUUGUAAUCUUUCAUAGCUGUACCUGUUAAGCAAAAACUAGUAAAGACAUAGGAACAUGUAGUUUUACUUGGUGUUUAUGUUGCAAUCUGGUUGUGAUUUAUAUUUUAAAACUUGAUGCUAAACCGUAAUAUGUAUAGCACAUGGAGUGCCUGUACAAGCUGAUAUUUUGUAUUUUGUGUUCCUCUUUGCAUGAUCUGUUAAAAUGAGAUAUUUUUACCUACCUAAAAUAUGAUGUUUAAAAGCAUACUCUAUGUGAUUUAUUUAUUUCUACCUUUCUGAGUCUCUUGGACUAAGAAGAUGUGUUGAAAUGUACCAUCAAAUGUUAACAGAGUUUGAUAUGGGCUUUCUCUUUGGUUUCUCAUCACAUUUGUAAAUGUCUUUUCAAAAGGAUUUACUUUUUAUAAAAAGCUUCAUUCUCACUCUGCUUUGCAUCCCCCAAACUUCUUGUUCAAAACGGGGGUAGUUUAGGAGACUUUAAUCCCGGUUUCAGAAGCUGCAGCUGGUCUGUUUCCAGGUCAGAAACCAUUGUUCAGAAGACCUCCCUGUGAGAGAGUUGCUCCUCAGCGUCCCUCAGGACCAAAGAACACUCAGAAAGAGCACUUCACACAGACAAGUGGCUAAGUGUCCAUUAUUUACCGUGAACAAUCAGGGCAACUAGUGGAGAGAACUGAUUGUGAGCUCUGCCUCUGGGUCAAAGAGACCUGGAUUUGAGUCUGACAAGAACAAGAAAUGGUCAAUAAAUAUAAAUUACCAGCGUCUAAGGAACAA
Messenger RNA from Gorilla gorilla gorilla (western lowland gorilla), 5118 nucleotides. RefSeq names its product histamine receptor H1 (gene HRH1). Gene Ontology annotation, biological process: positive regulation of vasoconstriction; regulation of vascular permeability; chemical synaptic transmission. Gene Ontology annotation, cellular component: plasma membrane; dendrite. Bases 1344 to 2807 code for a protein of 487 amino acids. Gene Ontology annotation, molecular function: neurotransmitter receptor activity; G protein-coupled serotonin receptor activity; histamine receptor activity. NCBI's taxonomy places the organism in Eukaryota, Metazoa, Chordata, Mammalia, Primates, Hominidae. The record is from RefSeq and is a predicted model, not a curated record. The transcript has 4 exons.